Molecule: messenger RNA, 414 nt
Organism: Maniola jurtina (meadow brown)
Lineage: Eukaryota; Metazoa; Arthropoda; Insecta; Lepidoptera; Nymphalidae
Gene: Srp9
Product: signal recognition particle 9 kDa protein
Exons: 2
Coding region: 152-388 (78 amino acids)
Biological process (GO): negative regulation of translational elongation; SRP-dependent cotranslational protein targeting to membrane
Cellular component (GO): signal recognition particle, endoplasmic reticulum targeting
Molecular function (GO): 7S RNA binding
Source: RefSeq, a predicted model, not a curated record
ACACAUAUCUAUGGUAAUGACAAAUCUUUCAACUUUUUCUGUUUUUCAAUGUUUCUACAUUUGAUUGUGAGUCCAUUUUCAAUAAGUAAGGAAAAAAAAAACAUUUGUCGUCACAAUUUAUUAAAGUUAAAGUUUUGUAAAAAUAUUUAACAUGACUUACAUACCUAACUGGGAAGAGUUCGAAAAGUCAGCAGAGAUGUUAUAUUUGCGUGAUCCUCUAAACACUCGAUACAGUUUAAAAUAUUCACAUUCUAAAGGAUUAUUUUUGGUGAAAAUUACCGACAACAAGAAGUGUCUCCAGUACAAAACUGAAGUUCAGCAAGAUGUAAGAAAAAUAGAUAAAUUCAUAUCAGAUUUAAUACGGCAUAUGGCAUCAAAUGAUAAUUAAAAUUUUAUAAUAACAAUAUACAUUGG